This is a messenger RNA of Phascolarctos cinereus (koala), 7063 nucleotides long. RefSeq names its product thimet oligopeptidase 1 (gene THOP1). The record is from RefSeq and is a predicted model, not a curated record. Gene Ontology annotation, cellular component: mitochondrial intermembrane space. NCBI's taxonomy places the organism in Eukaryota, Metazoa, Chordata, Mammalia, Diprotodontia, Phascolarctidae. Gene Ontology annotation, molecular function: metalloendopeptidase activity. Gene Ontology annotation, biological process: proteolysis; peptide metabolic process.
AGGCUUGGGAGCCAGAAGACCGAGCGAAGAUUCAGUCCUCCAGGUCCUAGAGGGCUCCAGGCGGAAGGAGGAGGUUGGCUCUUUGUCCCUCUGUUCCCUCCCCUCUAUGGUUCCGCCACGCUCCCGAAACUCCCCUGGGCGGCUGGUCUAUUUCUCUAGUCCGUGGAGGAGGAGCCCUCGGAACACCUUCCGUCACAGGCAGCGCUACCUGCCCGUCGAGUACCGCUGCAGCCGGAGCCCCGCCGCCGCCAUGGCGCCCCCCACAGGAGAUGUCCUGGAUAAUAUGUCUCCGUGUUCUGUGACAAACCACUUACGGUGGGACUUGACAGCGGGGCAGAUUGAAAAUCUGACCAACGAACUCAUUGAAAAAACCAAGCGCGUGUACGAUCAGGUGGGAUCGCAGGAGUUUGAAGAAGUGUCCUAUGAGAGCACUCUCAAGGCGCUGGCUGACGUGGAAGUGGAGUACACAGUUCAGAGAAACAUUCUGGAUUUCCCACAACAUGUCUCCCCCUCCAAAGAUAUCCGAACGGCCAGUACUGAGGCAGACAAGAAGCUCUCUGAGUUUGAUGUGGAGAUGAGCAUGAGACAGGAUGUGUACCAGAGGAUUGUCUGGCUGCAGGAGAAAGUUUCGGCAGACUCACUGAGGCCAGAAGCCAAGAGAUACCUGGAUCGGUUAGUUAAACUGGGAAAACGGAAUGGACUGCACCUCCCAGAAGAAACUCAACAAAAAAUAAAAAACAUUAAAAAGAAGCUAAGUCUCCUUUGUAUCGACUUCAACAAGAACUUGAAUGAGGACACUACCUUCUUGCCAUUCACCCGAGAGGAACUGGGCGGUCUUCCCGAGGACUUUCUGAACUCCUUGGAAAAGACCAAGGAUGAUAAGUUGAAGGUCACUCUCAAGUACCCUCAUUACUUUCCUCUCCUAAAGAAGUGUUAUGUUCCUGAGACCAGGAGGAAGGUUGAAGAGGCUUUCAACUGUAGAUGCAAGGAGGAGAACUGUGCCAUCCUCCAGGAGCUAGUGGAUCUCCGGGCUCAGAAGUCCAGCCUGCUAGGAUUUAACACUCAUGCCGACUACGUCCUGGAGAUGAAUAUGGCCAAAACAAGUCAAGAUGUCGCCACAUUCCUAGAUGAACUGGCCCAGAAACUGAAGCCUCUUGGGGAAGAAGAGCGAGUCAUCAUUUUGGAGUUGAAAAAGAAAGAAUGUGAGAAGCGGGCCCUGGAUUUCGACCAGCAGAUCAAUGCCUGGGACAUGCGCUACUACAUGAACCAGGUGGAGGAGACCCGCUAUAAUGUGGACCAGAACCUGCUAAAGGAGUACUUCCCGAUGCAGGUGGUCACCAAGGGCCUUCUGGGCAUAUACCAAGAGCUCCUGGGACUGACCUUUGAACUGGAAGAGAAUGCCAAGGUGUGGCAUGAGGAUGUGAAAUUGUAUUCCGUGAGGGAUGUCGACUCAGGCAAAGUGAUAGGGAAAUUCUACCUGGACUUGUACCCCCGGGAAGGGAAGUACGGUCACGCAGCCUGCUUUGGCCUACAACCUGGCUGCCUCCUCAAGGACGGCAGCCGGCAGAUCUCCAUUGCAGCCAUGGUGGCCAACUUCACCAAACCUACCCCUGAUGCCCCCUCCCUGCUGCAGCAUGAUGAGGUGGAGACGUACUUCCACGAGUUCGGGCACGUGAUGCACCAGCUCUGUUCUCAGGCAGAGUUUGCCAUGUUCAGUGGGACCCAUGUGGAGCGAGACUUUGUAGAAGCACCAUCACAGAUGCUGGAAAAUUGGGUGUGGGAGAAAGAGCCUCUGCAGCGCAUGUCCCAGCACUACAAGACAGGAGAGCCCAUCCCCCAGGAGCUGUUGGAGAAACUCAUCAAGUCCCGUCAGGCAAAUACAGGUCUCUUCAACCUGCGUCAAAUUGUCCUCGCCAAGGUGGACCAGGCCCUGCAUACCCAGACAAAAGCAGAUCCAGCUGAGGAGUACUCCCAGCUGUGCCAGGAGAUCUUAGGGAUUCCCGCCACCCCAGGUACUAACAUGCCAGCCACUUUUGGUCACCUGGCAGGAGGCUAUGACGCCCAGUACUACGGCUACCUCUGGAGUGAGGUAUACUCCAUGGACAUGUUCCACACACGCUUCAAAAUGGAAGGGGUCCUCAACUGUAAGGUUGGCAUGGACUACAGGACCUGCAUCCUGAAGCCAGGUGGCUCUGUCGAUGCUAUCAGCAUGCUGCAGCAGUUCCUCGGCCGGCAGCCCAAGCAAGAUGCCUUCCUCCUGAGCAAAGGCCUGAAGGUGCCGGACAGCAGCUAACUGCCUUCUGCCUGCUGAUGGGCCAGCCUCGGAGGCACGGGAGCUCUUUCGUGCAUCUCCAUUCUUCAGGACUGAGCAAGUGUGGACAUAACCUUCUGCUGGCCUCCCUGUUGCCUUAAACUCCCAACAGAGAGAGAACAGAGGGACUCUCCCAGAAGGGAGUGGGAUGAAGGGGUAUCUCGACACCCCGUCCCAAAUCUGCCCUGUUUUGCUUUCUACUUUUAAACCUUCCAGUCCCUUUUUUUAGGGUCUUUGCUCAGUCACAUUAAGAUGUUUGGAGAGUUCUUGUGUUGGCCAUAUGGUCUGAUAUUUUUUUCCCUUGUCCAUCCCAUCCCGCGGUAACCAAGAUCAGGUUCUCUACUGAAACUAUAACUGUAAUCUUUUUUUUAAAGUGGAGUGAAAGAGGGAGUCUGUCCUCUGCUUCCCUCUCUCCCUCCUUCUACCUUGAAAUGGUUUAGUUUAACAUUGGUUGUUAAGGCAGAAAUCAUGGUUUAGUCUUUUGGGGAUGGUUUUAUCAUACACUGUUUUGGUGGAGGCUUGAUUAGACCUCAGGGAAUUGACGGCUGGGGUGAGUGUGUUGUGUGUGCGGUAGCUGGUGAGUGAAACGAGUGAUUUGUUCUCCUAACUGGAACCAAGGGGCCUUAGAAAGUUCACCCUGAGCUUUGUACAACCUUUACUCCGGGAUUCUGGGGCCAGCAUCUCAGUGUGUGUUUGCUGCCUGGCUCACAUAAUAAACCUAGAGGAAGCUUAUCGAUAACCUGAUCAGUAAGUGGGGUCAGGUUGGAGCUGUCUAGGAGAAGGUGUUUGGAAAGAACUUGGUCUAAGUGACUCCCCCCUUUUAUCCCAGCAGAGAUUCUGCAGGCCUGCUUCCUGUGCUUGGCCACUCUUCACCCUUCAGCCCACGUGAACAAGACAAGCACAGACUGGAGCACAGCUUUCAGGCUGUGAGGGUGUGAUGGCAGAGAUAGAGAGGGAGCUCCUGGCAAAAACCGAGGAAGAUGCAGUGCCUUUGAUUUCGAAAUGGGAGGGAGUAUCUGUUUAAAAGGGAGCAGGCUUUAAAUUGGUGGGUGUCAGAUAAAUCAAGGCAUGAGCUCUCCAGGCCUGACACACUGCCUGCUCCUGUGCCCUCAGUCAGUGGAUAAGCAUUUAUUAAACAUUCCUAAGACAAACCCUCCCCUCAAGGAGCUCACAGUCUAAUGGGGGAGGCAACAUUCAAACCACUAGGUCCAAACAAGCUGCAGACAGGAUAAAUAGGAGAUAACCCAGCAGAGGGAAGCCCUGUAAGUAAGAGGGAUUGGGAAGAGUUUGUGUAGAGGGUGGAAUUUUUGGUGGGACUUGCAGGAAGCCAAGAGGCAAAGAAGAGGUGGAGGAGUGUUCCAGACAAGGGAAACAACCAGAGAAAAGAUCUGUAGCAAAGAGACGAAGGGCCUUGUUUAAGGAACAGCGACCAAGCCACACCAAAUCCAUUUCCAUCUAAAGGCAAUCAAGUGCCCUCUUUUCUCCCCACCCUCUUUGGCCUGCUCUUGCAGCUGGACCAGCAGAAAUCCCAGCUCUACCCCUGACUCACUGUGUGACCUUGGGCCAACUUUCCUGGGCCUCACAUUGGUGUAGGUGAUCUUUAAAGCUUCUCCCCCCGCCCCAUCCUAAUAGUCAGCAAGUCAAUGAUUAUUGAAUGUUCCUGUCCAAAUGCCCUAGUUCCUCGAAGAAGUCUUAGCCUCAUCUGCUUCUCAGCACACUGUCUUGUAUAGUCAUCCUGCUUGGGGAGGCCCCUCUCGAAGAAACCCCUUCAGGGAGAAGUCAAGUCCCGGUCCUGGCAGCCAAGUGUCCUCCUGCCUUUAACUGAACCAAUUAAUGAUAAUUACAUUUUAAUGACCCCAGAUCGUCAGCCUCAGGUACGACACCAUAAAUCCCUCACCUUUGUGAGCCUGGUAACUUUUAGCUGGCCAUGGUAGCACCCAGGCUUUGGCCUUGUUGUCCCCCUCCCCCUUACCAAGGAAUGACCAGAGAUGGGGAUUUAGUCUCUGACUUUAUUUAAUCUUUUGAUUUAAAUUAGAAACUUCUUAAUACCUUGGUAGUAAGCCCCCUAUUCUUGAUUGUGAAGUAUGGUGCCUUCCUCUCUUUACUGUGGGUUUUUCAGUCACUUGCUUGGAGCUCCCACGACUCCUCCAGACUUUGCUUAAGCAUCUCUCUUGUUUGGUCUCAGCAGACCCCAGUGUAGAAACAGCUGACAGUGCCGUCUGCCACAGUAAGGUCCACCGGUAAAGUCAAGUACUGAGCUCUCCAGGUGGGCAAGGGAGUGUUUGCCUCUCCCCUGCCCAUGGACCAGGGGGUGGGAGUGGGGUCUUGUGCCCCUCUUUCCCAGCUCCUCCCCACCUUGUCUGUCACCAGUUCACACCCAGCUCCUAAACCAGGGUGGGACCAUUUAGAGGCUGUUUGUGCCCAGCCAGACCUUGAGACUGUUGUACCUAAUUUACACUGGCCUUUCCUAAACUCUUGACCAGGAGGACAGAUACCUUAUUUUCCUUAGCCAGAGCUAGUAAGGGCAGGUCUGAAGGGUUACUAUCUGGUGUUGCUGGUGUUUUCACUAUCUCAGAAAAGUAAGGUGCUUAGUUUUAGAUUCUAUGGCUACCACAGCUGAAUGCUGUAAAGUCUACAAUCCUCUGGUCCAAAAUACCAACUCCACAGGGCAGUUGCACUGGUGUCAGGAGAUGAGAUCUUUUAUCUUUUCCUUUGUCCAGCUACCACCCUUUUCUACCAGCCAGACCCUAUUGGACCCAGCAGUGAGUGAGUGGCCUCUGAUUCAUCCAAAUGCAGCUAAUUGAUCUUUGCCUUGCCACAUGGCAUCAGGGAAGGCUGGAGGCCAAGUGGGUCUUCCUGGCUUGUGACCUUAGGCCCAGCUGCUGGUUUUUGUUGUUGUUUUAACGAUGUAGAUAUCAAAAGUCAUAAGCAGGGAAGCGAACAAGGAAUCUGAGGUUCUUGGCUGCUUUUAGAACCCUGCCAGCCGGCUGCCAAUGAGCUUGGAAACACGUGGGAGGGGCCAUUUCAAGAGGCUACGUGUGUACUAGGCGGAGCUGUGAGAGCUAGUGUCACAGGAAGAUCACUGGGUUUGAAUCCUGACUGUUACUCGUGUGACUGUGGACAAGUCCCUUCCCCUCCCUGCACCGGUUUUCCCCAUUUGCAAAAUUAUAAGAUUGGACUGUAUCUUUAAGGGUCGGUCCUUCCACCUCUUAAUCCUUGGUCUAAUUAAGCCGGCAAAGAAUGCAUUGUCUGUCCAAGUUAUGACUGAACCCCAGAAUUACUCCUUUUCUACGAAGUCCUCAGGGGAGCAGCGAGGGCUUGAUUUUGGGUGGUGUCCUUCCUGGUAACCUAACCCACCCUGUGCCCCCAGCACGGAGCUCUUGCUCUACCCUGUCUCCUGUGGCAGGAUAAGGAAUGUGGAAAGGUCACAGGUUUUGAAUUCCUGCCUGCUUUGCCUAGCCAGCCCAGUGCCCAUAUUGCUCAUUCCUCAGGAGCUCAUGUCUUAGUGCUUAGAGGUAUUCGAGCCUCUGGAGGUGAAUGUGGCCCCCUCUUCCCAGUGUUCUCUCCAGUCACCCUUUCUCCAAAGCCCAGGGACCUAGGCCUCUUCACAAAGGGUCUUUUGCUGUCUCUACCUGACCUCAUUUCUCUUUGCCUUUGCUUCCAGCAUCUUAAAAGCUUUUUUCCAUGCCCUGACGUAUGUCGCUUGUACUGAAAGCCCAGCUCAGGUACUCAGCAGAAUCCCAAAGGAGAAACACGUGCUCAGUUGGGGAUGGCUUAAAAUACCUAAGGCAGGUGUGAGGCCGCUGAGUCAGCACUGGACAGCCUGGGCUCCCCAGAGGCCUUCCGCUCAUCGAGAAAGGAUUGUCUGCCAUCUUAUCAUCUUCACCCCAGCCUCUAGACACGGCAGGGCUAGAGACUGCUGGUCUGUCUCAUUUGGGCUCUACUCCUGCCCUAAGUCAGCAAGAGAAUGUGGCUGCACACUGUGCCCCUUGCCCCUCCCCCCUGCUGCAGGUACAGCAGCUGCCUGGUCAGGAAACAGGCGCGUGGUAUAGUGAGGAAUGCCAGGCUGGGAAGGUGCCCGGCUCCUCUCCCUUGUCUGUGUUCCCUUUAUCUUUCUCAAAAGUAACUACUGGGCAGAACCUGCUUCCCCCUGAUGACUGCCUCUCACUGUCCCAUGCAAGCCUGGUACCAGGCUCGGCACUGAAGCUGAAUGGAUUCUGUCUUUCUGGGGUGGGAAAAGGAAGUAGCCCAUAACCAGAAGCCUCAAGCCUAGUUGCCCCGACGUACCCUCCAAAGCCUCGUGACUGCACCAGCUUUAUGGAGACAGUUAAAAUCAACUUACAGAGAGAGAAUGUGACACUGAGGCUGGGAAAACUUGCCCCUCUAUAGACUUCCAACCGCACCAAAAAGGUCCUCUUAUUAAUUCAACUCAGCAGUUAUUAAGCAUCUACUAUGCAAGACAUUGUGCUAGGGAUACAGACAAUUACCAAACAGUCCCUGCCCUCUAUGAGCUCACAUUCUACAGAAAGCACUAUGGGGUUUAAGGAUCUGUCUCUGGGUGUGCAGUUGGCCCCUUCCCACCUACCACCCUCCCCUUGGGGGUCAAGUGUCAGUCUGCACCCCAGCCCCUGCCUUUCCCUCAAAGAAUGUUGCUUUUGAGAUUUUUGUAAUGGUUCAGGUCAAACUGGCUUGUUAAGCCGGUUGUGUUUCAGCAAAGUGCUUAUUACUAAUAAAAAGUGGUUUCUAAAAGGA